GUGGAAGCGAUGCAGGGGAGCUGAGGCCGCCAGGGAAAACACCGCAUGUCAGGGAAUACAGCCAGACUGAGAUAAUGGCGGAACGCAGUUGGGUGAACCCGGUAUCGGAAAAACUGAAUUUAAUCUUUAUGGACGUUGCCGUUUGUGCUUGGAGUCAGUCGGCUCAUAUAUCAUCGGCUACCUUAUCCCCAGUCACAGGACGUCGGUAGCGCCGUUCCCGGUGUCGUCCAGGCGGCUCGCUAGCCCCUAGUUUUUCCUUAAAUCUCAGCUUCACAAUCACGGAUCUCAUUGUUAUUUUUGUCCUUUUAAAAAAAAUUAAAUAAUAAUAAUAUAUAUACAGCUGUGUGAAAACAAGCCUGUUACAAACGAAGCGGACGUGAGGAAUAUGCCCCUGGUUUGCUGGUAUUAAAGUAAGUCAGGUAUGACCUGCUAGUCCUCCGCUAGGAUCAAGCUAGCAUCAUCUAGAGUUGGAUGGAGCCUCAGCGGCGGCUCUCACAGCAUCAUCCCAGCCCGGGACGCGCUGCUACCGCAGCAGCGGAAUGCUAACGACGAAAGAAGAAGCGGGGACAUGUUGUUUUUACGCCGCUACCGGCGGUUUUAUGAUUGAGGUGCUCCACUUGUACACUCUUACAUGUCUAAUGUAAUGAAUACGCCCAGGUUGCAGCAUGUAUGUGGCUGGUCGUGUCUGCCUCCACCCCUGCGGAUGACACACGUACAUAUACCGGCGGCUCAGAGCAAACGCAGCCGGAGCGGUCACACCGUCGCCGGGUAGCGCCGAGAGACUCCUCGCUACUAGCGCCGAACCAGGCGGCUAACAGCACAGUAGGAUAGACCCCGAAGAAACGGCAACACCAAUGGUGUCCCAUAAGGUUUUAGUCGCAAUAAUCCUACUUAACGUGUACAUCGGUGUACAGUCCGCGUUUUACCUAUUCGGCGGCGUUAUUUUAACUGUCCUGUUUGCUAUGGCAUAUUUAAAUGGACCCAGGCUGCUGGACUGGGCGAGUUCACCUCCACAUCUUCAGUUCAACAAAUACGUCCUGACGGGAUACCGGCCCAUCUCCUCCGUGCAGGACUGCAUCAGAAGCCUGUUUUACCUGCACAACGAGCUGGGAAACAUUUACACCCAUGGCAUUCCGUUGCUCUGCUUCCUGGUGCUGCUGCCGCUCAACAUCCCCUGGUCUCAGAUCAGUGUCACGUGGCUGGGCGUGGUGCACUUCCUGGCGUGCCUGUCGCCGCAGCUGGGCUCCGUGCUCUACCACCUCUUCAUGAACCACGAGGGGGGCGAGCCCGUCUACCACACCCUGCUCAAGCUGGACGUGUGUGGAAUCUGCAUGAUCAACACGCUGGGGGCUCUGCCCAUUGUCUACAGUACUCUACUGUGCUAUCCAUUCAUCCGCACCGUUGCUCUAGUCGUCUACAUCCUGCUGUCCUCCCACGCCAUCUACUGCGCCGUGACGGCGCGGAGCAGCGUUCGCCGGCUGCGCUCCUUCGCCUGGCAGGCGCUUUUCCGCUUCUCCUUCUUCCUGCUCCGCUGGGUGGGCGUGGGUGGCGGCAGCCCCACCUCGCUACGCAACUUCAUCACAAUGGAUGUACUGGCUGUGCUGGGCGGGGUCAUCAACAUCAUGCGCAUCCCAGAACGCUUCCGCCCGGGUCUCUUUGACUACUGGUGCAACAGCCACCAGAUCAUGCAUGUUCUAGUGGUGGGCUCCAUCCUUUACUUACACUGGGGUGUGCUGGAUGACCUGCUGUGGAUCAACAGCUACAAUUGUCCCUCUAACUGACCCCGCCUGCAGCCCCCACCCCUAACACAAGGAGCACCGGGAUGUAACAUUGGAGGACUUCAUGGGGGAGGGGGUUGUUUUCUGGAGAGGGAUGGGGAAGCGGGGGAAAUCAGGGGAGGAGUGAUGCGGUGAGGUGAGGUGAGGAGACAUGACGCCAUGUGUGCAUGUGUUCUCGUACACUCAAACUCAGAAUGUUCAUAUCGCCGUCCAUUUCUGUGUUGUCUGGGAAACGCAGGCAAAUGUAUGUCAAGUAACACGCACAAGCAUUUAGACUCGCUUAACACACACACACAAACACACUAAAAUGUAACUAUUUUAAGACGUUUUAUGUACUUAGGAUUAGGAUUAAACCCUAUAAAGUAUUUGGCAAAUGCUCAAGUAAAACAAGUUACUGCUGAGUUUGACGUAAAAUGAUUUCUACUUGAGCAUUCGCUGAUGUCAUAGAUUAUGACAGUUUGCAGUGGAAUGAUAUCAUGUCCCCUCAGAUGUCACUGUUGCUCCCUAUGCAACACAUUCACACACAACACACACUACACACACUCCCUCACCCCUGUAUUUUUAUACAACAUGGACAAAGUGCAAGUGCUCUCCUCUCUCUCUCUGUUUGUGUCUCCUUGUUUUUUUUUGCCCGUGAGUGUGCAAAGGAGAUGCAGACGGGUGGCGGGGUUCAUUCCUCCUGAGUGAGGCAGCACGUGUGGCUGCGAGCGUCCUUGCUCUGAGUGUCUUGUGCCACACUUAGAAAUCAGUCGAGCAGUUUUAUCAGCUCUGUUUGCAGCCUGAACUCUGUGCCACUGGCGUUUAUGCGUUUAUCAUCAGGAAAGAAGUUACACAUGUUUACAAGCGGCGUUGUUGCUGGGCGUUACUGUUGGCCAAGCUUCCCUUUAUGUCCUUAUUUGUGUAUAUUUAUGACAACCCCGACAAGCUGUAAGGAAGAUUUUAUCUUAUUUGUUUUAUUCUCCCUCGAAUGUACGUUUUUAAAAUUACAAUAUGCAACAAGAUAGCAGUUAUUUUUAACACUGGAAUGGUCAUUUGUGUACAUGAAAUAGUAAUGUACACGGUGCAGAAGCAUGCACUGAAAGCUGUACAACAACUUUGAUGUUACUGAGUUGUUUUCACACUGUAACUCUAGUUAGACACUUACUAUUGGAAUAUUACGCACAUAAUUCUGUAUUUAAGAAACACACUAUGCUUUGUGUUGAGAACGUUGAGGCGGUGCGUGUCCGUCGGCUCCUUGAAAAGUGUUGUUUCUGUGCAGCAUCACUGGCUGACGGAUGAAGGUAGAGGUCAGAAAUUAACGUUUGUGCAAAGCUUUAGCGUUAGUGUCUGCUUUUUAAGUAAGAAAAUUAGUGUUAUAAUAAUAUUGUCUUGCCUCCAUGUAUAUUUGCCAUUUGCUACAGAGGAAGUUACUGUUCAUUUUUACCAAAGACGGCUUUAAUGAACACUGUCUACUUUAUUUGGAUGACAUCAGAAAUAUUGAUGGUUUACAUUAUUUAUUAUUGUUAUUAUUGCCACUUAAUACUUUAUUGUUUUUGAAUAUGCACUGAUUUUGCUCUGCAGCUGGAUUUAUGUUAAUGCACUAUUUAUCAGGCAACCAGAGGUUAAAGACACUUAUGUCCUUUUUAGAGUGGUGGUGUAGUUUAUGAAGCUGACCUAACUGAGCAGGAUUGAACCCCUUCACCCUGUUGUCGUGUGUAAGUAACUGCACUAAUUUCUCUUUUUUGAAUGGUUACGAUCAUUUUUGGCUCCUCCGCCAUUUUUGUCUCAGUUGCUCCUCUCGAGUAAAAGGAAAUGCCGCGCUCUUCCUUUAUGCACAAAUGUCAAAGCCUGGUUUUUAUUUUCUGGAGGCAGUGCUUGUGAAAGAUGUGGGCCUUGUUUUUCAUGCCAACAGUCACAGCCGCCCGCUGACUCGUUGCCAAUCCCGUCACCUGCACUUGAUCUUGCCAAAUGAGCAGUAUGUGAGGCGUGUUCACACAGUGACUCAUAAAGGAGAAGAGGGAUUUCCCAGUUCGUCAUCACGUACAUUAUCCUCAUUAGUUUCCACUGUCACUGCCCCACCCCUGGCCUUGAACCUGUAACGUCUCCUCCUUAAUAUUUACCGACUACGACCGUGGUACAAUGUAAAAGUUAAUGUUUUAUUGGCCACUGAAUGAAACUGACACAUUGCAUGAAAGUAGCUGCUAGUGUUACCUGAUUCGCUGUAGCCAAACACAGGCCCCUUCCCCCGCCACUGGAAAAAAUGACAGUGUGUACAUAGAGACUGAAUAAUGAAAAUGAUUGUUGUCUUCUGAUUUGAAUGGUGAAGCCCAGGACGUAAGGACAGAAGUAGCAGUUGGCCACCAGGGGGCAACUCCAAUGUUUGCCAAAAGAACUCAGUGUGAAAAUGACCCUCUCUUUAUUUUAGAACAUCAGGAAACAUUUUUCUGAGGAUUCAACAGCCUCAAAGUCUAGUUUUAAGGUUUUCUUCAAUAGCACAUGAUGUCAAUUUUGUAAAUUAUUAUCGGUCACCAGUAAAGGAAGAUGAUUGCAGUUGGCGGCAAUGUGUCGCUGUCAAAUAAACUGCACUGUUCAUGUUCAUUGUUCUCGAAAAAAGGGCUUUGAAUCAAAGUAAACGACAAUUUUGAACCGUAUUUAAAGUCCAUAUAAAUAAUGUAAAUACAUUUAUGUAGAUCCUAUAUACACACAGUGCAGAAGAUAAUAACGUUAGUCCUUUUUGAUACGUACUUAGUAUGAUGAGGAAAGACAAAUAAGAAGACGGGGGAUUAGUCGCUGUGCCGUUAGAGAAGAAGCUGCUGCUCUCUUUCACGGCCAAAGUGAGACAUGAGAGAGGGAAGCAGAUGCAGCGCAGUACUGAUUAAUAGCAGAUUAAUAUCAAAGAUGCCUGUUUUCUUAGUUAUUUCCAUAAGUGUGUAAAAUUGGUUUGAGUGCUGAUGUAGGCUCUUGACAUUAUGUGAACACCCCCACCC
Messenger RNA from Solea senegalensis (Senegalese sole), 4744 nucleotides. RefSeq names its product progestin and adipoQ receptor family member IVa (gene paqr4a). The coding region runs from base 855 to 1781 and encodes 308 amino acids. The transcript has 3 exons. The record is from RefSeq and is a predicted model, not a curated record. Gene Ontology annotation, molecular function: signaling receptor activity. Gene Ontology annotation, cellular component: membrane. NCBI's taxonomy places the organism in Eukaryota, Metazoa, Chordata, Actinopteri, Pleuronectiformes, Soleidae.